Messenger RNA from Sphaerodactylus townsendi, 1510 nucleotides. RefSeq names its product ankyrin repeat domain 2 (gene ANKRD2). Gene Ontology annotation, cellular component: nucleus. Gene Ontology annotation, biological process: regulation of transcription by RNA polymerase II. The coding region runs from base 211 to 1206 and encodes 331 amino acids. The transcript has 9 exons. Gene Ontology annotation, molecular function: RNA polymerase II-specific DNA-binding transcription factor binding. NCBI's taxonomy places the organism in Eukaryota, Metazoa, Chordata, Lepidosauria, Squamata, Sphaerodactylidae. The record is from RefSeq and is a predicted model, not a curated record.
GUUCUUUAAGCAGGAACUGACCACUUUAGGAAGGUGACUUCUGGGCAGCUGGACAAGGAAAGAACGUGACAGGCUGAACUCAUGACAAAGGCUUGUGAGGGGAGGGAAGUAGGGAUGUCACUUUAGACAGAACUGUUCAUCAGAUCUUUAUAGCAGUAGCUGCAACAGAACUGAGUCAGAACCAGUGAGUACUGUAUAAGGACUGAGCAGAUGGCUGAGCCAGGAUUUCAAAGCUGUCAGGACGGUUCACAACUCCAUGACAAUACAGAAAAGAUGGCUGGUGAUGAUCAGGGACUGAAGUGGGCAACUGAACUGAUUGAACAGAAGCUAGCUCUUGAAGAGCAAGAGAAACACUGCUCCCAUCCCCCUGCAAAGCUGCCAGAAAUGGCACAGAUGGACUCUCCUCAGCUGAAAGACGAAAAGCAGCGUGGACCUAUCAGCAAAGACGUUGAGGGGCUAAAGGGCCAGGAGAGGGUCCGGAAGAGUUCUGUGGACCUAAGGCGAGAGAUCAUUGAAGUUGGUGGCACUCAGUAUCUCUUUGAGCUUCGCAAAAAACCCAAAAAGAAAGAAGAGAAGAAACCAGAGCCUGAGCCGGAGGAGAUUACAGGUCCUGUGGCAGAAGAGGACUUCUUGAAAGCUGCUGUACAGGGCAAGGUGCAUGUUGUGGAGAAAUUCCUGGCAGAUGGGGGCUCUCCGGACACCAGUGAUGAGUUCCGUAGGACAGCUUUACAUCGUGCCUCACUUGAGGGAUACACAGAGAUAGUGGAGAAGCUUUUGGCCCGUGGCGCCACUGUUGACUUCAGAGAUCGACUAGAUGCAACUGCUAUGCAUUGGGCCUGUCGUGGUGGACAUCUUGAUGUGGUAAAACUCUUGCAAGAGAAAGGAGCCAGUUUCAAUGUUAAGGACAAGCUUCUCAGCACUCCUCUGCAUGUGGCAACCCGCUCUGGUGUAACUGAGAUUGUGGAACACCUGAUUAACAAUGGAGCAGAUAUCAACUUUAGGGAUCGAGAGGGAGACACUGCCCUGCAUGAUGCGGUUCGUCUUAAUCGUUACAAAAUCAUUAAGUUGUUGACUCUGCAUGGGGCAAACAUGAUGGCCAAAAACCUGGCUGGGAAGACUCCUGCAAGUCUUGUGCAGCUAUGGCAGAAAGAUACACGGCAUGUGUUGGAAAAGCAAAAGCCAGACACAGCAGAGAUGCCAUCAUGAGGCAGAAGGAGAGGGGACGGGGAAGCCAGCUGGAACUCCAAGCAAGGAUGAUAUUGGACGCCAAGAGGCUGCCUGUUGUUACUACCCAAUUAAAAAAAGAAGUAAAAUCUAAUGUGGGUUCACCCACUAUGUGAGAAGCAGAAAUGCAAUAGCUGGAAAAUUCCCCAUCACCAUAUUAUCACCAGCUACACACGUGAAUUUUGUGUUGUCAUGCAGCUGUAUAUAACAGAAGCAUGCUGUCAAGCAGAAAAGUUCCAGUCUUGUAUCCAUGGAAUAAAAUGAAGCUGCCUUACACCAACCCAGA